AUGGUUUAUGAAACGGUAUUGAAAACAACGCUUGUGGCCAUGGGGAUCGAGCAUGGGAUAGCAGGGCGUCUCCGACGAGCGGGGGGGCAUGAGAAUUUGGCGGGUUUCGUGGGAGUUGAAUCUCUCUCUGGCCGCAUCGAGAGAAUGGAUUUAAUCGAUUUGAAGGGGCAGUACCUGGAAACACAUACGGGGAGCGCUGGAACGUUGGAGAACUGUUCUCGGCAGCGUAUUAAUAUUACAGAAUCGACUGAGCUCGAGGGGAAGCCGGAGAAGCGCGAAACACAAGAAGCUCACAUUCUACUGAAGAAUCGAAACCAAGAACCACGACCGCAAACGAUACAACCAGCCCAUGCAAUAAAACAUGAAGUUCCCGAAAGCUUUAAGUCUACAGACUCGGACCUAGACACGGAUUCGGAAAACGAUGAGCUAGAAGUCGAAAAGUUCAAUUUUCUCGUUUUAAAGACCGUGGAAAACUCCGAAUCUCACAAUUGGGAAAAAGCGGAGGAAUAUUGGAAGGCUACCAUCAAGAUCUGGGGAACGGUACGAAAUCAUCCAGGAAUGGAGGGGUUCAGAAUUCCGUCUCUAAAACCGCAUGAGGAGGAGGAGCUGGACGAAAAAUGGAUGCCAGCUUAUCUUGCAUGGUCACAACUGUUGCAGGGAAAAUCUAAGGAGGCCCUACAGACGAUAAACUUCUUAUCAGAUGAAGAGGUUCGCGAUGAUACAAUUUUACACGGGGUAAUCGAGUGGACCAAAGCUAGCGCAUAUACCCAGCUUGGAGACUUGAAAGAGGCAAGGCGACGAUGUCGGAAGGCGGUCAAACUGGCGAGGGAAGUCAAUGACCUCGACCUGUCGCGUUUGUCUAUUGAAUUAAUGGUGGAAAUACUUGAGAUGAUUGAGGGCCCGGAAGGUAUUGAGCUUGAAUUUUAUAAGUCUUUACUACCGCCGGAUUCUGAAGGUGCAUCGGAGGAGGUACUGAAGGGAACUGACGAGCCGGAUUAA
Messenger RNA from Orbilia oligospora ATCC 24927, 999 nucleotides. RefSeq lists its product as uncharacterized. Gene Ontology annotation, molecular function: protein binding. Bases 1 to 999 code for a protein of 332 amino acids. Lineage: Eukaryota; Fungi; Ascomycota; Orbiliomycetes; Orbiliales; Orbiliaceae. The record is from RefSeq and is a predicted model, not a curated record. The transcript is spliced from 2 exons.